UUUUAGUCUCGGAAAGAAAGAUUUUAAUUAUUAUACUUUAAGUUACUAAAACCAACUUGCUUACAAAAUUAUAUAUAUUUAUUUUGAAAAAUAUCCAAUCCUUUUGUCGUGAAAAUAAAGCGUUGUAUGGGAUAUACACAUAUCAUAACCACGCGCAUUAUACGUAAGCGCCUGUUGUUCUAGUAUAUAUGAUGAUGGUGAUUCGUACAUGCAUACUGAGUAUAUUGACUUACAGAAAUUAAUACGCAAUAUUACUAGUACUUGCUGUAAUUUAUUGUUUUCGUCGUCUAACCAUCUUUACUUCCAUCUUUUUUCAUUUGGAUUAAUCUCCAUAUAUUUCAAAUACAACGGCAGAUAAAAAUGUCUGAACAGUUUCUGGGCUGUACUGUUUCUGUGAAAUGUAUUGAUGAUCUUAUUUAUCAAGGCAAAAUUAUUGAUCUAAAUAAAAAUAGCCUGACUCUGGCAAAAGCAUUUUGCAAUGGCAUACCGCAUACUUCAUCCAUUGUUAACCUAAGUGUAAAGGAUAUACAAAAGCUCGAGAUUAUAUCGACAGAAGAAUCAGGAACUAAUGUGAAUGAUAUGCAAUUACAGAGUAAGGUAAUUGUGAAGAGGCCAAUUGCGAAAAGGGCUGGGCGAUCUAUUUCAGAAUGUGUUCCUGUACUGCAAGCGACAAGUUGUCCACCACAAGUAAAUUUAAAAAAACCUGUUGAGCCUAACCAGCAGCAAAUGGAGCAAACUCCAAAUGGGAAGAUUGCUCCAGUCGAAAAUAUAUAUAAUUUUGCUUCUAACAAUAAAUCUAUUUCCAAAAGAUUAACUCAUAAGCAAAGAGCGCUGGAAAGAGACGAGCAUACUUUUGGUACCCCAAUUGAUCAAUCUUUACAGCAAGACUUUGAUUUUGAAAAGAACUUAGCAUUGUUCAAUAAAGAGGCUGUAUGGCAAGAAAUAAACUCUUUAAAACCAGAUAUUGUUAGACAGUCAGAAAGCAACCGGGGUACUACAGCUAUCUAUCGACCCGAUGAGAACAUUCUCGUAUCCGAACCUACAGUGCUCAGACAGAUUGUGGUGCCUUGCCCUAAUGAAAAGGAAUAUGUUACAGAUAACGGUUUAGUAAUUCCUAGCAUCACUCUUAAUCUUCAUCGACAGUUGAUAGGUGCAGCAGAUAGACUGGGAAUAAGUUGGGAACGUAGGGUUGAACUUCUCGGUCGUGCCGGUGCUGAUCUUAUUCUCCAAUUAUUGGGUGGAAGUCAUCGACUAAAUCCGAACAACGCACAUCAGUGGCCAACUGUGGUCGCGUUGUGCGGACCACAUCGUUCUGGCGCCGCAGGUAUCAACUGCGCUCGACAAUUGUCUAGUCACGGUGUCAAAACGAUCGUGUUCGUGGAAAACGCGGAGGACGUGUUUCUUUUGCAGGAGCUGUCAUUGUACAGAUUAACAGAGAACAAAGUAGAGACUAAAGUAAAGAAUCUGCCAUCGCUGGUAGAUCUGAUACUCGUGGCACUCUGCGACGAGGAUUCACCGAAGGUAAUCACACCGAUAGCCAGGUGGGCAAAUAGCAACCGCGCACCCGUACUCGCUAUCGAACCACCGGCGACAGGUACACCCGGUAUUCUUAGUAAAUUCAGUCUAUUGGGUGCUCUACCAUUGUCGCACAGUGUUGAUAAUGGUAGAUUGUAUCUGUGCAAUCUCGCAUUGCCAAAUAAGGUAUAUUCCGAUGUCGGCAUCACGUAUAAAUCGCCAUUUGGACCUAAGUUCGUGAUUCCUCUACAUUCCAAUAGCUCUUAGCAAAUUCUUAGAUAUCACAUUGUGUCUUUUUGAAUGAAUGUUUCAUUUUACCAUUUGGGCGAUUUGUAAACUUUGUAUACAGAGAAAUAUUUUACUUCCGGGGCCCAGUGAGUUGUAAUUAAAGAAUAUAUAUAUAGUUUGGCAUUUGAUAUAUAAACUUUUAGAUAAACUUUUAGAGCAUAGUGGAUUAUAAUACUUUUUGCAUUAAUUGUACAAUAUCCGCGAAUUGGCUGUAGCAUAUAUACAUAAUGCAUACUAUUACCAAUAUUAUAUAACUCAAAGAAAUUAUAAUUUGAAUUCUUUAAUUAAUUAUAUAUAAUAGAUAAAAAAAUAGAAAUUUUGUCUGUGAAGCUGUGAAAAAAUAAUGUGUUUUAUUAGUAUCACAAGCAUCUAUGAUAGAAUUACUAUUAUAUUAUAUUUGAAUUACUAUUCAAAUACAUAACACAUCAAAUUAGGGAUAUAUAAAUUACUUCUUUAUGGAUAUAUAAUACCAUGUAACAGGACAUAGUUACAUUAUUAGUAUAUAUAAAAUUUGAUACAAUUGAAUGAAAAAUCUUUGCCCACUGUGUAUCUAUAGUUUAUGUUAAUAAAUUAAAGUGAAAUGGAGAGAGAAAGAAAGAGUGGACGAUAUGUGAGAAAUUAAAUUAUGAUAAAUUUUCAUGAUUAUGGAGAAAAUUGUUUUCAUUUUUUUCAAUUGAUAAAUUUAAUUAAAGAGAAGCCUGUAAACUUAUUAAUGACACUUGAGGUAUCUCCUUGUAUGACAUUGAAAAUUUACUGUGAAAAAUUUAUAAUAAAAAAAAGAAAAAAUUAAAUACGGAUGGCUUUCGUAUGCACAAACAAAAAAAAAAAAAUCUAUAUAUUUUUAAUAAUUUAUAACGUACUAUUUAUGUAAUUGUUAAAAAUAUUCGUGACGCUUAAUUGGCGCAUUCAUUUUGCAUGUGAUCAUCUGAUAAAUUGACAGAUGUUUUAUAUUUGCACAUCUACUCUUUAUUAUUGUUCGGUAAGUUCUUGUUUAUACAUAUAUACUAAAUAUUAUUUCAAUUCUCAUCAUUUAUAUUUUUAUUAUAAUAGCAAUAUAGAUUAUAGUAUCGAAAUUAUUAUAACACACGCAAAAAAAUAUCUCGAGCGUUGUGUAAACUACUUAUAUAUACAUACUGAAACUUGAUUGUGUUCCUUUUGUAUUUUUUAAAACAGUUUAUAAUGAAACAUAGAUGUGCUUUCUAUCGACAGUCACAUAUGUAUGUAAUACAUAAUUGUAAAUCUACGCAAUACAAUAGUUUCUUGAACAUACAAUCUUAAAUGAAAUUGAUAGUAAAUUAUUUCGCACAAUUUUUGUCCAUUCCUAAUUGGACUAAGUACUAUAAAACACAUUAAAGCAUUUCUUAGAUUUAUUUGAAUGAUUUAUUUCAAAGUAUAUGUUUAUAUAAGAUAUAUUUAACAAUGAAUAUUAAAUAAGUAAUAAUUAUUAACGCAUUUGAUAAUUGAACUCUUAAAAUAGAAAUUAUAUAUGAAUCAACUAAAACGCAUAGUCGUUGUUUCAUAAAAGUCUAAGCUCAUAUUUCAUUUGAAUAUAUCAUAUAUAUUUACGAAGUAAAUAUCUAAUUCAACAAUUCAUAAAUCAUGUUACGUUUUAUAAUUUGCCUCAGAUGUAAUCAAAACGAAUAGAAUACAUAAAUAAUUUCUCAUGAAACAUUAUUUUUGUUUUUUAGUAAUCGAAAAUAAAAAGUAUAAUUACAAUCAUGUUGAACGAAUAAAUUUCGCGACAAAAGAAUAAAUAAUUAAAAAAAUAUUAAAAUAUAGAUAUAAAUUAUUUUCUGUAAUUUUAAUGACAUUAACCAAAUAACAUUAUUUGUAAUUAUAUAUAUAAACGUUAUAGCCUAUGGAAAUCUGCAACGUCGUCACAUGUUAAAAAUACAUAAUUUUAUCACUAUGAUAUAAAAAACUGCAAUUGGACAAGUAAUUAAGUAAUGAUGAUCUGAAAGAAUAUUUA
Molecule: messenger RNA, 3772 nt
Organism: Cataglyphis hispanica
Lineage: Eukaryota; Metazoa; Arthropoda; Insecta; Hymenoptera; Formicidae
Gene: Edc3
Product: enhancer of mRNA-decapping protein 3
Exons: 6
Coding region: 361-1782 (473 amino acids)
Biological process (GO): deadenylation-independent decapping of nuclear-transcribed mRNA; P-body assembly
Cellular component (GO): P-body
Molecular function (GO): mRNA binding
Source: RefSeq, a predicted model, not a curated record